AUGAUGAGUGAAAACAAGGAUUUGGGCAUCAACUUAGGCCUCUCGCUGGGCCCCACAAGCCAUGGUGCGGGUGCUAGCAUGACGCUGGCACUGCCCGCUCCUGUUUCCGAGCUCGUGUGGAAAUGUGCCAAACCGAUCACGGCAAACCGCUGGCCAUUUCUCCCCUCGAGGGACAGCCCGGGCCCGGACAAGCCGAUCAUGGCAAACCGCUGGCCCUUUCUCCCCUCGAGCGACAGCCCAUGCCCGGACAAGCUCAAGGGUAUAGGCCGAGUUAAUGAUGCUGCCGAAAACAGCAAGAAGAAUUAUGGUUUGGCCGUCGAGGGUUAUUUCAAUAAACUUCCCGAGAGUGCUCAGAGCAAUUAUAAUAGCCGAUUUGAAACCAAUGCUAGCAGAAAACAAGUCAUGAGCAUAGCUAUUCCUUUGAGUCCCGAACCUCAAAAGCUCACCCAGCCGAAUUCGAGUUCCCAACAAGAAUCGGAUGAUGAAGUCAACUCGGCUCCUGGAAAAGCAAUUGAGAAUAAAAUUGAAAUUCCUAUUCGUACCCCUGGGCCUGUUACUGCUCCAAAUAAGGCAUACAGUUCAUGCCAAAUGGGUCUUCUGUAUGGAGAAAAAGGGAAAGGGAAAGUUAAAGCAUUAUCUGAUGGAUAUGAGUGCAAAAGAUCAUCAAACGACAACCGAGAAAAUGCGGAAAACCACAAUAGUACCAGUUUUUGCUCGAGAGGCGUAAAGAGGUUGCGAAGUGAAGUUGGGAGGAGCAAGACGGCUAGAAUGCGAAUUGAAGAAAGCCAUUGCAUUUUGGGACAUGGUAGCUCGUUCAUGAACUGGGUAUCGAACAUGACGAAGGACAGCUCGGUUUGUAAUAAAAAAUUGGAGUUUUCAUUAGACAACAAUUUGUGUGAAAACGAAAAAGAUAAUAACUCGUGCAGGCAGAUUAUAGUGUCUGAUAGACACAAUAAUUGUGCCCCUGAAAAUACUAAUCAGCCUGCUCCUGGUUUGUGGAUCACUCGUCUUUAUACGAAAAAGAAAGGUUUAGAAGAAGGUAGUCGUGAUAAAAGGGAUUGUGUUUCUGAGGCCCGAGACGAUCCAGCUAAAAGAAUUCAGAGAUUUGCAAGUAAGGGACCUGAUGAUGGUUCGACAAGUUUGGAAACACUAAUUAUGUCGGUUUUUGCAAAGAGAAUGGAUUCUCUCAAGCACAUUAUGGACCCACCGGAAAAAUUUUUAAAAUAUUCGAUGUGCAAAGUAAUUUGCUACUUUUGUGGUGAAAAUGGACAUGAUUUGCGUAAAUGCCCUGAGCUAGCCGAGGCCGAGCUCGAGGAUCUCUUGACGAAAAUCAGUUUAGUUGCUGGGGUCGAGAAAGAGUAUCCGUGCUUGUGCAUUUCAUGCUUUGAGUUGGGUCAUUGGGCGAUUAAGUGCCCUGCCAGGGGUCAAUUUCGGAAUAUUAUUCCGUCAGAUUCCAGUGGCAAUCGAGUGACUGCAGAAAAUGAAGUUGGUGAGACAGAGGUGUUUCGUGCUGUAAGGAAAUUGCGCCUGUCACGCGCAGAUAUUAUCAGAUGGAUGAAUUCUGAUGUCUCUUUAUCGAGGUUAAACGGUUUCUUUCUCCGUUUGAGGCUCCAAAAAUUGGAAGCUAAACUGGAGGGGUCCGGUUACUAUGUUGCUCGAAUAACAGAGGAUACAGAGGGGAAUAUAAUUUGUUGCAGCUCGAAGAAGCCUAUCUUGGUAGAUGUUGGAGGGUUCAAAUUACAUGUCGAGAUCCCAUAUGUGUCCAACCAUGAUUUUGUCGAGGAUGAGAUUAUGGCAUGGUGGGGCAGAAUAAGGGAAGCCGGUGCCCAAAUCCCAUCAUUAGCCGAGUUGGAAACAAAAGUCGAAGAUAAGACGAGUCUAGGUUUUUAG
Molecule: messenger RNA, 1890 nt
Organism: Striga hermonthica
Lineage: Eukaryota; Viridiplantae; Streptophyta; Magnoliopsida; Lamiales; Orobanchaceae
Source: the annotation of a GenBank genome assembly